Zygotorulaspora mrakii is the source of this 1284-nucleotide messenger RNA. RefSeq names its product lysophosphatidylcholine acyltransferase (gene TAZ1). The coding region runs from base 1 to 1284 and encodes 427 amino acids. Gene Ontology annotation, biological process: inner mitochondrial membrane organization; cardiolipin acyl-chain remodeling. The transcript has a single exon. Gene Ontology annotation, cellular component: mitochondrial membrane. Lineage: Eukaryota; Fungi; Ascomycota; Saccharomycetes; Saccharomycetales; Saccharomycetaceae. The record is from RefSeq and is a predicted model, not a curated record. Gene Ontology annotation, molecular function: 1-acylglycerophosphocholine O-acyltransferase activity.
AUGGCUUGGGUUUACUGCGCAACGAAAAAAAAAAGGCUUCAUCAUCAUCAACACAGUAUUAAUCAAUAUACCUUGUGCCAAACCUUUAUUGUGUUUAUCAUGUCCCUUCCGAAUGUUCUGGCUAGAGGUGACGAAUUCUUGGGAGAGUACCCUCGAAAUAGUACUCUCUGGAGAUUCUUUUCUUAUGGUACAUGUGUCUUUACUAUAGGCAUGUCCAAAUUGAUAUUGAAAAGUCUCUAUAAUGUUAAGCUUGACCAUAUGGACAGAUUGGAUAAUGCUAUCAAUAGGUCGCAGAGUGAAAAUAGAGGUCUCCUGACGAUUAUGAACCACAUGUCAGUAAUUGACGAUCCUUUCAUUUGGGGUAUAUUCCCAUGGAGAAUUUAUAAAGAUUUAGACAGUGUUAGAUGGUGUCUUGGGGCUAACAAUGUCUGUUUUCAAAACAAAAUUCUGGCAACUUUCUUUUCGUUAGGUCAAGUUCUUUCCACAGAAAGGUUCGGUGUUGGGCCAUUUCAAGGUUCAAUUGAUGCUGCCAUCAGAUUAUUGAGCCCUGAUGACACACUUGAUCUUGAAUGGACACCCUAUAGUGAGACCCCAAAUAAACUAGUCUUGCCCCAAAAAGCUGGCUCUCUAGUUAAGACUAUAAAGGAAGAUUAUUUACCACCUAUUAAGCGUUAUAAACCAUCAUGGAUGCACGUUUACCCCGAAGGUUUCGUUUUGCAGUUGCAUCCUCCUUUCUCAAACUCAAUGAGAUAUUUCAAAUGGGGAGUCUCCAGAAUGAUUUUAGAAUCAACUGUGGCACCUAUUAUUGUGCCUAUUUUCACCACUGGCUUCGAAAAAAUCGCAUCAGAGGAGGCCGCAGGUUCAACAAUCAAGCGUUACAUACCUACUAAUUUUGGCGCUGAGAUCAAGGUAACAGUGGGUAAUACGAUCGAAGAUAAUGUCAUAGAGAAGUAUAGAGAGGAAUGGAGACAACUGGUGGAUAAAUACUAUGAUCCUAAGAAUCCAGUCGAUUUGACGCAAGAGUUGAAAUAUGGUAAAGAAGCACAAGAUCUACGCAGUAGAUUAGCAGCUGAGCUCAGAAAAUACAUCGCUCAAAUUCGUCAUGAUGAAUGUAAGUUUCCAGAAGAAGAUGCACGGUUUCAAUCAUCUGCCUGGUGGAAAAGCUACACGCUAACCGAGGGAGCAUCUGAUCCUGAUGUUAAAUUUAUCGGCAAGAACUGGGCAAUCAGAAGGCUGCAAAAAUUUUUAACUAAACAAGAAGAAAACGAUAGAUCCUCCCGUUGA